UCGACGAACGCCUUCCGCGUCAGCUAGGAUCUGACAAGAAAAUGUCUCUCCGUGAUUAUGAAAUUUACUUACUCUUUGUUCUGCUGGUAAAGUUUCACGGGUCAGGGGGUGUAAAUGUGCGUUUCACUCAGGAACCUUCUAAUCCAAGCUACUUUAACAAUGGUAGUGAUGCCAACCUGGUGUGGAACUACACUGAUCCACUUAAUGAGGUUCAGGAUAUUCUCUAUAAAGUUGAGGUGGAUGGUGAAUUGAAGAAAAUGAUAGUUAAGAACAGUCAUGGUGUCCAAGAAAAUCCAAACAUUCCUCCAUCUUACAAAGGAAGACUUAAAAUUGAAGGAAGAGCUACCCUGGUUAUCAAGAACAUCAACCCUGGAGACAAUACCAAAUUUAACUGUGAACUCAUUGGAAGCUUUAUUAACACAUUUCAAAGUACAGUGAAGCUUAUUGUGACAGUGGGACCAAAAAUAACCCUCUCUUCAGGGAGAGAAUAUUACAUUGAAGGAUCCAAUGUCACCAUAGCCUGUGAAGCUUCUGGGGAACCACUGCCAGAUGUAGCAUGGAUUAGAAAUGGAGUACUGGCAAGUUCAGGGAAUAAAGCUGCGCUUUUAAAGUUCAAUAAUAUGAACAGAAUGGAUGCAGGACAAUAUACAUGUCAAGCCAAUAACUCAGUGGAAGUCACUGCCAUUGAUACAACAAUUGUAGUUCACUACCCGUCCACAAUUCAAAAUGUCACCACGUCAUCUAAGAAGUCUUGGAUUGGCCAGACAGUGACUUUGAAGUGUCUUUCUGAUGGUGUUCCUACACCAACACUCUCUUGGUACAAACCGAAAGGAAGUGGAAUAAACAAUGUCACAGCCAGAGAAAACGAAGUACAAGUGCCACUCAAGGGUGAUCAAGAUUUUGGUCACUACAAGUGCAUUGCUGCUAAUGGACUUCCUCCAUCUGAUGAGAAAUUAAUAAAGAUAAAUCAGAUAAAGAAACCAGGGAAAGCAUCCAUCAAAUCAGAAUCAGUCAUUCAAGCAACUUCUAUAACAAUACAAUGGACUGCACCAGCUGAUGGAGGAAGUCCGAUUACAGGAUUCCAAAUGAUCUUACAAAAGGAUGGAACUGAGAUAAAAAAGGUUAAUAUCACCGAUCCUGGGACGACAAGUUAUUCGUUUCCUGGUUUGGAGAAAAAUACCAACUACACAGUGAAACUGUUUUCCAGAAAUUUUGUAUUCGAGGGAGAUCCUACUGUAUGGAACAUUAAGACCAAGUUUGAAGGAGCCCCAGAUGUGGUCGAAAUAGACGAACUGCCAGAUGAAACAACAGACGAUACAAUUACCCUAAAGUGGAAGGAGCCAGAAAGUAAUGGAAAAGUUAUUACCAUGUAUACAGUGUACCAAAGAGUAGUGACUGAUGGGAAAGUGGGACAGUGGACAGAAAUAAAGAAAAUCAGAGAUGUUUCUGUGAGAGAAUUGAAAAUAACGUUGGAGAGAGGAAAGGUGUAUCAGUUUGCUAUUACUGCAACUAAUGAGCUUGGUGAAAGCCUAAAACAAGAGAAAGCAAAUAUCCAGCAAGUCAAAGCAAAAGAAGUAAGCACAGAAGUUUACCUGACAGCGACAAUACAGGAGAACUGUAGCAGACGUUCAGAAGUUGCUGAGAAAUUUCCAGAUAUGGCCUGUCAAAUUGCCUUUAAGUUUGGCUGCUCAUCCGCCAACACUGUGAACACCAGGUGUGGCAGUGUUGUUCUUGACUUCAUGAUGAGGUUCAAUCAAAGUGUAGUCGUCAGAAAUGUUUUGAUUCUCCUGUCACAUGCUGCGAGGCAAGACAAAUUCGGAGGUUUUAAAGUCAAUCCAGACUCAAUUAAACACGUUUUAAUACCUACAGAUGGCUCGGAAAGCACAACAAAAGGUCCUGAGGAAUGUAACUGCCCAUCUAACAACGUCUUGUUAGCCAUAAUUGGGGUUCUUGCCUUCACAAUCCUUCUUCUAAUUAUUUACAUAAUCUGGCUACACAGGAAAGGCGCUGUAGGGAAACAGAGGACUUAUGAAGAUGAAAGACGUGUUUUCGAAAAUGAAACAGGAUUAGAAGAUAUCGAACCAAGUCAGCGCGAUUCAAGAAAACUCACCCAGCCUCCUGCGGAAUACAUGGAUCUCGUAGAAGUCAACAAAGAUAAUAGAAAAGCACAAAGAACAGCUCCAGGUGCUGAUUACGUGCCUCUUCAUCCGUCAACACGCUGCUGGGAAGUUCCAAGACAUCACGUGACCAUAGAAAAAAUCAUUGGUAAAGGUGCUUUUGGUCAGGUUGCCAAGGGAACAGCAAUAGGACUUCGAGGGAGUCCUGAAACGACCACAGUGGCUAUUAAGAUGCUUAAAACAAACGCUUCUGAAUCGGACAAGAGAGAUCUGAUGAAAGAACUUGACACAAUGAAACAGCUAAAACCACAUCCUUACGUCAUUAAACUUCUGGGAUGUGUUACGGAAUCUGAACAGCUGUUGGUUUUGAUUGAAUAUGUGCCUUUUGGGGAUCUGCUGGGUUACCUGAGAAAGAGCCGUGGAUUAAAAGACACUUACUACAAAGACCCGGAUAUCAAACCACAAACUAAUCUGACGUCACAGCAGCUGAUAAAGUUUGCUUGGCAAAUUGCUGAUGGAAUGAGUUACUUAUCCGCAAAAUCUAUCAUUCACCGAGACCUUGCGGCCCGUAAUGUGCUGGUUGGACAAAAGGAAAUGUGUAAAGUGACAGACUUCGGGAUGGCCAGAGAUGUGCAGCAGGAAAAUAUUUAUGAACGAAAGACAAAGGGCCGUCUUCCCGUGAAGUGGACAGCUUAUGAGGCCUUAUUGUAUGGUAAAUAUACCACCAAAAGUGACGUAUGGAGUUAUGGAGUUUUGUUGUACGAGAUUUUCACCAUAGGCGGUUCACCUUACCCACGAAUGGAUGGAAGAAAAAUUGCAAACUUACUCCAGGAUGGAUACAGGAUGCCUAAACCUCAACACGUCGAUGAAAAAUUGUAUCAGAUCAUGAUGAAAUGCUGGGAGAAUGACCCAGACGCAAGACCAACUUUCAAUGAAUUGAAAAAUCAGCUUAAGGACAUGGAAACCCUGCACAAGAAGCUAAUUGACAUGAAAAUGUACGACAAGCAAUUGUAUGCAAACGUCGAGGAUUUAACGGUGUAGUUAGAUACACGUCUACGGUGUAUGACCUGCUAAUAUUUUGAACACUUCGCCUAGACAAGUUUCAGGGAUUAAUCAUCGUUUUCUUACACGCUUACUUGGUAGAAAUAGGCAUGUUGCGUUUAGCAGUUAGGCUGUAACACUUUAAUUCAAUUGACUUCAUAUUCUUAAACGCUGAAACGCUUUUAUAAGUUUACCGAUAAAGGUUACUCUCAUUUUCUCUUUAACAUAUUAAGUAUUUAUAUAUAUGCCUCGACACAAGCGUUUGAGUUCAGUUUAUUUUCUGGCUCAAUUCUGAGGUGGUGAUGAGAUCUCGCUCUGAAAGCCAUAGUUGUGUACAAUUUUAAUAAAUUGCUAAAAAACUUUGCCGCAAAACCCGCUUGUUUUUAGGAAAGCUAAUCGUGCGUAUAAAUUGCUUUCCCAAAGACCGCCUUUACUUGCGAUACCAACUCGAAAUACUUUUAUACGGAAUUCUAAUCAAAAUUAUACUUGGCACAUUACUUCUGCAAGAAAGUUUGUUGUUUGGCCUAAUAAGCCGAUAGUUUUCGCGUACUAGAUACUAUUACUCAACGAAACUGGUCGUAGGUACGGGUUGAAGUCUUUUUUUCUUGGAUACGUUGCUAAUGUAAUAACUUUAAAUUUUUACAUAA
Pocillopora verrucosa is the source of this 3805-nucleotide messenger RNA. NCBI's taxonomy places the organism in Eukaryota, Metazoa, Cnidaria, Anthozoa, Scleractinia, Pocilloporidae. The record is from RefSeq and is a predicted model, not a curated record.